UUCUACAAGGACGUCUGCGAACAUUCAACGUUAUUUUAACAACAUUCACUGAGUUACUUUGAUCAUAGAGACUCACUCUGUUGUUUGUCUCUCACGUGAAUCUGAAGAUGCCUCCUAAACCUCUGGAACCUCUGGCCAAGAAGCUGAUGAAGGGACUGAUCGCUCUGGAGCUGCUGGGCGUCUUCGGUGCGUACGGUCUGUUCCACAAGAUGAACAGCAGUCAAGAUUUCAGGAACACAAUGAACAGAAGGUUUCCAUCAGUUCUGGAAGUUUACUACCGGUCCAAUGAGUGGGCAGGAGUCCACGGCAUCCGAGAGAAAGACCACGACGCGUGGUCGCUCAAACAGGAAUGAAGUUGUCAGUUCAAAAAUCCACGAACACACGGCAGCUGCUACUUCCUCCUCUUGUUCCCGAACGUCUUGCCUCCGGCCCUGACAUGACCGAAGGUCCUCUUCUUGUUGAACGCGGUCUUCUUCCUGCGCAUCGUCUUGGCGUCGCGGUCUUGCAUCCAGUCGUCCCGAUGCGCUUCCCAUUUCAACUGCUUCAGGGCUAGAAAGGACAAAACACAAAGAAGGCACAUCAGUGUCUCUGGUUUUAUGGAUCGAAUGGAAGAUUACAGGAAGAAGUACUGAAGAGGUGGACCAAACCUGAUUCAACCCGUUUCUCUCAGUGGAGAGGUCAUUAAACAUGGCUGGUAUCCAGCAAACUGAAUAAAAACCUUCACCUUCUCUUCUUGUUGUUAACACGAUGCUCAGCACUAGUCACAUACACAACAGGUGUGAACAGCCUACCUGCUUUGUCAGUGUUUGCCAUCGCGUUCACUCCAAUGUUAUCAAACUUGGAGCCGGCGUUCUCAUCCAACAGGGAGCCAAACUGAAGAAAGGUUUAAAGAACAUUACGUCAACAAAAAACAUUAUUGAUAGGUCUUCGUCCUUUUUUUAUUCAAGCUCCACUGAUAUCUUCUGAAUGAUUCAGAAGACUUUAAAUUUUGUGCAGAAAGUCAGAUUUUACGUUAAUUAAAUUCCUAAAACAUCUCACCUCUUCAGCGGAAGCAAAUAUGGCAGCAUCUUUCCUUCCUUUCUUCUUCUUCUUCUUCUUCCCCGGUUUCGACUCUGAGAAGGAGCAACAAUGGUAAAUGGCAGAAGUACUUGUAAAGCGGUUUUCUAGUCUUCCGACCACUCAAAGCGCUUUCACCAUCAUUCAUUCAUUCACUGAUGGCAGGGUAACCCCUUCAU
Molecule: messenger RNA, 1235 nt
Organism: Anarrhichthys ocellatus (wolf-eel)
Lineage: Eukaryota; Metazoa; Chordata; Actinopteri; Perciformes; Anarhichadidae
Product: protein CEBPZOS
Exons: 4
Coding region: 108-353 (81 amino acids)
Source: RefSeq, a predicted model, not a curated record